GAGGCCAUGUGAUGCUGGGCGAGAGAGAGCCGCCACCGCCGGAGCCUCCUUUCUUCCCUCUGAUUUCGGGCUGUCAUGGCGACCCCCAAUAACCUGACCCCCACCAACUGCAGCUGGUGGCCCAUCUCGGCGCUGGAGAGCGAUGCGGCCAAGCCGGUGGAGGCCCCCGAAGCACCCGAGGCGGCCAGCCACGCCCAUUGGCCCAAGGAGAGCCUGGUUCUGUACCACUGGACCCAGUCGUUCAGCUCGCAGAAGGUGCGGCUGGUGAUCGCCGAGAAGGGCCUGGCAUGUGAGGAGCGGGACGUGAGCCUGCCGCAGAGCGAGCACAAGGAGCCCUGGUUCAUGCGGCUCAACCUGGGCGAGGAGGUGCCCGUCAUCAUCCAUCGCGAGAACAUCAUCAGCGACUACGACCAGAUCAUCGACUACGUGGAGCGCACGUUCACGGGAGAGCACGUGGUGGCGCUGAUGCCCGAGGCGGGCAGCCCCCAGCACGCGCGGGUGCUGCAGUACCGCGAGCUGCUGGACGCGCUGCCCAUGGACGCCUACACGCACGGCUGCAUCCUGCACCCCGAACUCACCACCGACUCCAUGAUCCCCAAGUACGCCACGGCCGAGAUCCGCAGACAUUUAGCCAACGCCACCAUGGACUUCAUGAAAUUGGACCAUGAAGAGGAGCCCCAGCUCUCUGAUCCCUACCUUUCUAAACAGAAGAAGCUCAUGGCCAAGAUCCUGGAGCACGAUGAUGUGAGCUACCUGAAGAAGAUCCUGGGGGAGCUGGCCAUGGUGCUGGACCAGAUCGAGGCUGAGCUGGAGAAGAGGAAGCUUGAGAACGAGGGCUUUCAUCGUCAGCAUCUACUCCCACUGUUCUUGUCAAGGUCACCAGUCGCCAAAUGCAAUCGCCAAUUCUCAGCCUCCUUUUCUGUGACUUCCCGGCAGCACCUGAAGCCAGCUGAGCACUCUGUCCUUGGAACACCUUCUUAUCUUGGCUUCUGGGACACCACACUCUCCUGGGUCGUCUCCCACCUCACCGGCUACUCCUUCUCAUGCUCCUUCGCUGGUUGCUUCUUGUUGCCCAAUAUCUAAAUCUUGAGGCCCCGAAGCUCAGUCCUUGGUUCUGUUCUCAGCUCUGUCUCCACUCACGCCCUUGAUGAUGCUGUGCACCUGUGCCUCUAACUGCAGACACAUCAUCUCCCCCAGAAGUCUAACAGGCAUCUGGAAGAUUCCAUAUUCAAGAACAAACUUCUGAUCAGAGCCUUCAUUACACUUUAGCUCCUCCUCCCGUGAGACCGUGAGCCUCUGGAGGGAAGACAUUUGUGUCUUGUCAUGUCUUCAUGCCCAGCACAUACUACCAGAUAAACAUUUGUUGGAUGAAUGAAUGAACAUGAGGACACAGAGUGAAAGGGGGAGGCUCAGGCUGUGAGGGUGAAGGGUAUUAGAUUCAUGGAAUUUCUGAGCUGAAAGGAACACCUCUACAAAAGGGCAGAAGCAAGCUUCCCAAGAAAGCAGACCUCACCGGAAGGGGAGAGGAAGGGGAGAGCAUUCCAGGCAUGGGGUGCAGCAGGGGCAAUGGCCGAGAGGCCGAAAUGGGCAUGGCUUGCUUGAGGGGAACAGAGGGCAAGUGGGCAAUUUGUGAGAAGUGAAGAUCAGAGAAGUAUUGGGUUGGCCAAAAAGUUUGGGUUUUUCGUAAGAUGUUCUAGAAAAAAGCAAACGAACUUUUUGGCCAACCCAAUACAUUGGAGCUCGUCCAACUACUGAAAGGGCUUAAAAGCCACGCAGAGGAAUCUGGACAUUAAUGUGUAGUCAGUGGGGAGAAUUUCAGGUUUUUGAGCAAAGCAGUGAUGAAGGAGACCAAAGGGGCUCCAGAAUUUCAAGUCUAGUGUUUCCUAAGUACACAGGCUAAUUUUAGAUGUCACGUGACCAUGGCGAGAAAUAAUAUAAAACCACAUGAUGAGAAUUAUUCUUUUUAAUUCUUUUGAUUGUAUUAAAGAGUGUUAGUAUGAUGCUAGUAUUUAAUUCCUAUAAAGGGGUUAUGUAUUAAUACCUGCCCUUUUCUUCAAACAAAUAAACAAAACAAGUCUUGGGCUCAGGGAUUUUGGGCGGGCAGUAGUAUCCAGCUGGAAUUUAAUAGCGGUUGUUUUGUUUUUUGUUAAAUGUACUUUUACCAUUGCACAUAGGUUACGGCAAAUGAUACUCUUAGUGAUACAGUUUCUUUUCUCAUUCAUCACUCAUUAAGUAAAGAUUUAGUGAGCCAGGCACUGUUCUAGGUGCAGGGGAUACAGCUGUGAACAAGACAGACCCAAAUUCCUGCCCUCAUGGAGCUUCCAUUCUGGUAGAGGGUGACAGGCAAUAAACAAAAUGAGCACGUACAGUAUAUGGUGGAACACUGGGGAAGAGUUUUAUGGAAGAAAACAGAGCAGGGGAGGAGGACGGUGACUGCUGGGAUUAGGGUUUCAAUUUUAACUGGGUGGUCAGUGGUCAGAAGACGGCACUGAGCCAAGACCUGAAAGCGGUGGAGGAGAAAGCCCUGUAGCUCUGUGGGGGAAGAGUGUUCCAGGCAGAGGGAACAGCAAGUGCAAAGGCCCUGGGGUGGGAACGUGCCUGGAAUGAGGAACUGCAAGGAGGCCAGUGUCGUUGAAGAAGGGUGAGUCAAGGGAGGGGACUUCCCUGGCGGUCCAGUGGUUAGGACUCGGCACUUUCACUGCCGUGGCCCUGGGUUCAAUCCCUGGUUGGGGAACUAAGAUCCCGCAUGCCGCAUGGUGCGGCCAAAAAAAAAAAAAAAAAAAAAAAAAGAGUUAGUCAAGGGGGAAAAUGUAGACUCCUAGGUCUGAAAGGUACCUGGGGGCCAGAUCACGUAGGACCUUUAGACCAUUAGGAGGGCUUCAGCUUUUACUCUGACUACGACAGGGGGUCAUUAGAGGGCUUUGAUCAGAGAGAAGGACAUAAUCUGACUUAAGAUUUAACAGGAUUCCUCUCUCUGCUGUGCUGAGAAUAGAUUCUAGGGAGUCAAAGGCAAACGAUAAUGGUCGUUAGGACCAGGAUGGUAACAUGGGAGGUAACAUCAAACUUUGGAUGUAUUUUGAAAAUAAAGUUGAUGGGAACUGCUAACAAAGUGUAUGUGGGGUGUGAAAGAAAGAGAAGAAUUCAACAUGGCCUGAGGCUUUUGGCCUGAGUGGCUGGAAGGAUGGAGGUGCUGUUACUGACAUGGGGAUGAAUGUGGUGGGUUUGGGGGUGACGAUCAGGAAUUCAGUUUUGGACAUGUCACGUUUAAAAUGCACAGUGGACACGCAAGUAGAGCUGGAAAAUGGGCAGUGGGAUAUAUGAAUCCAGAGUUUAAAUACAUAUAUUUGCAUUUAAUAAGUCAGUUGAUUUAAAGAAAACAAAUAAUAGAGCUAGUAUAUGCAUCUGGCAAAAAUCAUGAGAGAAGUACAAGAGUGGGUGACCUUGGGGAAACACUAUGGCAGGCAGACAGAAGCCAGAGGCGUCACUGAGAGAGGAGGGAGUGUAUGGGGGAAGAAGAGCUGACCCCUCCCCUCCCCCAUCUCCUGUCACUUCCA
Molecule: messenger RNA, 3554 nt
Organism: Balaenoptera acutorostrata (minke whale)
Lineage: Eukaryota; Metazoa; Chordata; Mammalia; Artiodactyla; Balaenopteridae
Gene: GDAP1L1
Product: ganglioside induced differentiation associated protein 1 like 1
Exons: 6
Coding region: 76-1083 (335 amino acids)
Source: RefSeq, a predicted model, not a curated record